AUGGUUUCUGCUAUGUUAGGUGACAAAGCUUCAAAAGAAUUGGACGUUGUAUCGUUAUCAAACAACACAGUGAAGAGGAGAAUUGAUGAUUUGUCGGGAAAUGUUAAAGAACAGCAGAUUUUCUACGUUAAAGCAAGCAGAUUUUAUGCUUUGCAAUUAGAUGAGAGCACAGAUAUUAGCAAUGAUGCAAACUUGCUUGCAUAUGUUGGUUACGAACACAACAACAGCAUAAGUGAGGAUUUUUUAUUUUGUUUACCUUUACCUUCGCACACAACAGGUGAAGCAAUAUUUGAAGUAUUGAACAACUUUAUGUCCACUCAUGAAAUUACAUGGGACAAGUGUGUGGCAGUUAACACCGACGGUGCUCGGGCUAUGACCGGGACACGAAUAGGGCUGCAGGCGCGCGUCAAGAAGAUGAAUCCAGCUAUUAUCUGGCAUCACUGCUGCAUUCAUAAGGAGGCAUUAGCAGCAAAAAAAACAUGCCAGGACAAUUAA
Molecule: messenger RNA, 495 nt
Organism: Leptinotarsa decemlineata (Colorado potato beetle)
Lineage: Eukaryota; Metazoa; Arthropoda; Insecta; Coleoptera; Chrysomelidae
Product: zinc finger BED domain-containing protein 5-like
Source: RefSeq, a predicted model, not a curated record